GUAGCUCUGAAGGCCUUCGAAAGCGAGCUCGGAGUGCAGGAUCCUGUGGGUUUCUGGGAUCCAGUCGGCUUCACCUCCGACGGAGAUGUGGCAGCCUUUAAGAGGCGUCGCUCCGUCGAGCUGAAGCAUGGGCGAAUCUCGAUGAUGGCCGCGAUGGGCUACAUCACCCCAGAAGUCACCGGCAAGCUGCCUGGCUUCUUGUCGCCCUCCGCGGGCUUGAAGUUUGCAGACAUCCCGAACGGCCUUGCGGCUGUCGCCAAAGUACCCGUGGCAGGCUGGGCACAGAUUGCCGCGUACUUUGGCUUCGUGGAGUUCAGCGGCGGCUUCGACGAUUACAAGAGUGGCACGCCGGGCGACUACGGCUUCAAGGUGCUGACAUCUUCGGAUCCUGCUGAGAAGACGAAAAAGCUGUCUGCCGAGCUGGCAAACGGCCGCCUGGCGAUGAUGGCGAUCAUCGGUAUGUUCUUCCAGGAUGGUCUGACCGGAAGCGCCUGGGGUGACUGGGCCAACUACACCGCAUCGCCUUUGCGUGCAUUCGAGAACGAGCUCGGCGUGCAGGACCCC
Symbiodinium sp. CCMP2456 is the source of this 564-nucleotide messenger RNA. The record is from the annotation of a GenBank genome assembly. Lineage: Eukaryota; Dinophyceae; Suessiales; Symbiodiniaceae.